AUCUAUCUGAUUUUUAUUUCAGUGGGCUUAAAUGCCUUUGCAAGACAAAUUAGCCGGAUGCCUAAGGGCAUGCGUGUUGACAAUGUAAAAUGGCGGCUUUCCCUUAUCGCUCAGGCCCGGGCCGGAGUUUUCGUGGCAGAAGUUACAGAAGUCGGUAUGAACAAGAAGAAAGCGUACCGCUGGAUUUGGAUCGCGCACCCGAGAAGAACAUUAAAGAUAUUUUAACCAGCUUGGUGCUUCGUGAAGGUGUAUCCAAAGGAAGAAAACUGGGACACCUGAAUAAUCUGGUCCGCCUCUGUGUCAAACUUGGUGCUAACCCACAGUGGAGUUAUUCUAAAGAAGAAGUGUUAACAUGUCUCAGGCUGGGCCUGUUGCAUGAAGCCAAAGAAGUUAGAGCAGCUUGCCUGAGGGCCCUAAGAUACUUGAUCCAUGACAAAGAAACUCUUGAUGCAAUGCUGAAACUGCAUAUAGAUUAUUUAGUGGCAAGAUCCCUUGAUAUUUGCUUAGACAACCAGAUUGAAAGGGUGCAUGCACUACGCCUCAUAAGGAAAAUGGUUCAGAUCAGUGCUGAGCGUUUCCCCCCAUCCCUAGUCAGUGUCAUGUUAAGUAUCUGCAAUGAUGGUGCUCAAGAACACGAUGAAACACAAAGGGCUUGUCUGGCUACUAUUAGUGAACUUGCAAUUUUAAAUCCAAGGUUAGUGUCAGAUUGUGGUGGAAUAAGCACCAUACUACGCAAUGUCCUGGACUGUCAUCAUCUCCCACGAGUCAAUGAAUCACUCCUAGCAACAGUAUUGUAUCUGCUUAACCAUCCAAGAACAAGGCACUAUAUCAAAACCGAUAUAGAUUUAGAGCAAAUUCUGGCACCAUUUACUGACUGCCAUUUUAGAUAUGGCACAGAAUGUUCUGAUCAGAGUUCAAGAAUCCAAGGAAAAGCCAAAAAAUUAAAUAAAGAGAAGAGUGAUGAAAGAGACAAAAGAUUUGAAGCCAGUAAGAUGGCAAUAGCUACUAUCAUGCGUUCUUGGCCAGGGUUAAUUCGGUUGUGCAAUCCAGAUGGAUCAGGGUUACAGUCAUUGAUUGGAGUUUUAUAUUUACCUAAAAAGAAAAUUAGGCUUGGAAUACUGGACAUUUUAUUUGAUGUCUUUCAAUUAACAGUUCCUGCUUGGACUGAAUGUUUUGUAGAUGCAUUGCUCAGUGUUGAUCCCUCAGAGAUGAGAGACUCCUGGAAGCUAACAGAAGGCUUUGUAGCAAAAGAAGGGAGAGCUGUUUUACAACACACUUCUAAAAUUAGAACAAAUCUAGUGGAGUGUCAUAUGGCAGUUAUUCUGUCAGCUUUAAUCAGUGCAGGAGUAUUAGAGGCUAUAGUAGAAGUGAUCACUACUAGCGAAAGAAAAAUCUCAGUCAGGGCCACAAUACUACUGGGAGAAUUACUCCAUUUGGCCAACACCCUGCUACCUUAUGAGUGUAGUGAAUAUAGCCACUGCCUGCCCACUCUCAUAUCACUUGCUGCAUCUUUCAAAGUAUCUGCUAAAGAAAGACAGCAAGCCAGUAUGGCUGUGAAUUGUUUGGAUAGAUUCCAUGCCAUGAAGAAGCGUGGUCCAGUGCCCUGUAGUUUGUACUUAGAUCAACUAGUCCAGCACACAGUGGGGGCCCCAGAUGACAGCAACAGACCUCUCAGACUCAACAAGGAGAAGCUUAUGCAGUAUUUAUCUAAGGAUACGGAGGAUACAAUUAGUCAAGGCAUCAGAGACAGCUGUGUGCUGGCAACUAAAGACAACUUUUCAUGGAACUGGGAUCUCAUAGGAGCCAUUCUCAAGUGGCCAGAUGAAGCACUGAAGAAAUUAGAUGACCAGACCAACCUCAGGUAUGUGCUUCCUCCUCAGGAUUUUCCAAAUAUGGAUUAUUCACAGUUUGAUGGCUUUCUCCAAAAGCUGUCCUUGAAAGAAUCAAAGAAACACGUUGGAAAAUACAGAUUCAUUAGAAGAAUUGUGUACUUUUUCAAACCUACCACCAAACUGUUCUCAAAUAUAGAGGUCACUGCUCCAGAAGCAAAGAAAUAUUCUGUCAUAGGCUGCCAUCUGGUGGACUUUCUGCUGGACUGUGAUGAGACUGAGGGCAACAAAUUGCUAGAGGAGUGGCUGGAGGACAUUGCCAGAUGUUUGUCACAGAUACGUGCCGAGAAAGCCCCUCCAGAGGCUCUGUUCAGUCCAUCACGUAUGGCCAACACUCUUUCCCAUGACUACUUCCUUUUCAUUGGCAGACUUUCCUAUACAUUGCGUGGUGAAAAAGCUUUGGAAAAAACUGGAAUACUCAGCUGUUUACUUGACUUGGUGACAGUGACCAGCCAUGACGUGUACAUCAAACUUGUAGUGUCAAGCCUAGAUUACUCAAGAGAUGGGAUGGCCAGGAUAAUUCUGUCCAAAGCCCUAACAGCAACCUCGGAUAAUGCCAGAUAUUACACAGCCUCCUUCAUGCGUGUGUUGUUACGUGCUAAGAUCCCAUUCUUCAGCACCUGGGGCACUGACAUGCUGGUCACACAGAUGUAUGACCAGGACAAGAAGGUGGCCCUGGAGGCACUCAGUGUAUUGGAUGAGGCUUGUGAAGAUGAGGUUAAUCUUUUGGCAUUGAUCAAAAUGCGACCAUCCUUUCUACACAUGGGUGAGAAAGGCUCACUUCUGUUAGCCAGAUUCCUGUCACAACCCAGUGGUUUAAAGUUUCUUAUAGAUGCCAACUUCUUGGACCAUGAACUACAAAAGUGGCACAAGACUUUUAACAUGCGAUAUGUCCACAUUGUUGAAGACCACCUGAACCAAGCCCUCACAACAUAUGAAAAGAAUUAUGAUGGAUCAUAUACAAGGAGAUCGUCUAGACGGAAAAUCAAGAAGGAUGUGUAUGUUCCAAUCCAUCUAUAUGGGCAACUAGUUCAGCAUAAAGAAGGUUAUGAACUUAUUGAAAAACAGGAUUAUCUGCAAGAAUAUGUAGACAGCAUAAAGUAUCAGGAGUUGAGAACAGAUGAAGAUGUUCUGAAAUUAAAAGCAGCAAUGUGGGCAGUGGGCCAGAUAGGCUCCUCUGCCUGGGGCCUGCAGAUGCUGGAGAGGGAGAAUCUGGUGCCAGAGUUGAUUAAGCUAGCUGAGGAGUGUGGGGUGUUCUCAGUGAGGGGCACUGCUUAUUAUGUGUUGUGUUUGGUGGCUAGUUCAAGGGCAGGAUCUGACCUGCUCCACGAGUAUGGCUGGGAGUCCGUCCGCCACAACCGCCAUGACCUGUGGCCAGUGAUAGAAGAGGAGGAUGCGCUGGCAUCAGACACUGUGGGGGAGGAGACCUCAGAUGCAAUAUCAUACACCAGCAGUAUCAGUCAAUUUAGUGAGGAGAGAGAGCAUCCCAAAACACCUUCUAAUCUACAGCAGGUGCUGGAAACACGGGAAGAAUCCCAGGAAAGAGAUGUUAUAGAAAUAGCAGUACCCCCACCAAGACCCAAGUCGCACAGUGAAGGAUCAAUGCGACCAGAGGUGGAGAAACCCAGGAGUGGCACCUGCCACAGUGAUCAAGGAGUUACUGCUAGAGUGAAUGGGAACGUGACACUUGAGGAUGGCAAAGAAAAAGAUACUGGUAGCGUUUUCUCUACUAUGGAACCAGGUCAGCAGUCAGUUAACCAGUCUUUAACUAUUUCACACGGGAGGAGUGCAUCAGAUUCUUCAGACCAGGAGAGUAAACAGAGGGUGGCUAAGUUUGAGAUUGGUCCCUCACCAGUCACUCAGAUUUCUCCCUUGAGGCGAGCACAAACUCUUCAGGAACAUGCAAGGCAGAGACUACGCAACCGCAUGAUUUCUAAAAUUCGCAGUUCUAGUCUGGCAAGCACAGAGAGGUCCAAGUCUCUGGAUGUGUCACCCUCUGGGAGGUCACACAGUUCUAGUCUAAGGGAUGAGAGGAGCUACAGCAAUGAUAGUACUCAGUCCCAGGCCAGUAAGAGUAGAUCGGACAGUUUUAAUACUGACACUACUACGAGUGGAGUGGAGUCUUUUGAUUCGGGUCACAAAGUGACGCUCCUUGACUCCCUACGCCAUGAUCUAAGUCCUAUAGCAAGUGAGUCCUCCAUGAACAACAAAUUCAUUGACGUUGAGAAAAAUAUUCAUCCUUCAGAUAUGUACCGCAAACAGUUCAAUUUGCGCAGGACACCUAGUCUUCAGCGUAGGUUUAAGAGUCCUGUUAUGCAAACAAUCAGAACAGUAGAUGGGAAGAUUGAAGCCCAAGAUCCCAACGCAAUUUAUACGACUAGUCGCAAUGCUCAGGGUUACCUGGCACUUAGAACUUUACAGAGACAGAGGACUCUCAGUUCCGGAGAAGACUCUGAUGUGAUAAGCCUCGGAGCUUCAUCUCUGGUAGAGCCGGAGCCAGGACUGCCAUUAUCGUUGAGUCUAGAUUUCAGAAGCUUACCGCAAUCAAGAUAUCAGAGUUUUAUAUCUUUGCAAAAUGUUCCUAGUCCGACCAAUUCCUUGCCAAGACCUUUGUCUAGGAGACCUUCAAAUUCUUCUGGGAAGAUGUCUGUGACUGGGGCAGCACAGUUUAUAGGGCUUUGUCUUCCUGUAGAUAUCAGCAUGAUAUUUCAGGUGUCAGAAGGUGAAGACCAAAGGUCUCAAACCUACACAUUUACCAGCACCACUACAGAUUCCACUGGGGAAACCUACUCAUCAGUGGACUGGAAUUCAGAUUCAGGCACUCAUUCCCGUAGUGCAUCCCAGGUGUCCCAUGUAGCACAAAUGGAUGGCUUAGAGCACCAUAGCAUGGAGUCUUGUUUUGGCUGCUACAGGGUCAGGAAGCCAGUGGAACAGAAGAUAACAGUCUGUGUAGUGGAAGUGACCAGUGAAGAAUGUGAGGAUGAGGCAGGUGAAAUAGAGGGGGCUGAUGACUCUCAGUUAUCUGUUGGUGGUACCACCUUGCUGCGCCUUCCUUCCAAAGAUGGCAGCUACACAGAUGGUACCACAGUGGGCAGUGUCAGCAGUGAUGCAGGAAGUGAAAUAGCUGGUCCCAGGCUCUCUGAAGACAGUGUCUCUGGUCGGUCCAUGAUUCGGCAGGAAAUACUCAAGUUUAUCAUAAACCUAAGUAGCUCUGUUGGAGUGAAAGCAUCAGAACAGAACCUACUUAACCUGAAGCAAAAAUUCCCCAAUGCAUUCCAAGAUCUGUGUUUGUACUCUGAGGUGUGCUACCUGUUGGGCCACUAUAACUUCCGCCUGCCGUCCAGGAGAUUUAUCCAAGAGUUAUUCCAAGACAUGACAUUUGACAAGAUGUUUGAAGAACCCCAGGUCAUUUUGAACUUGAACGAAGAUGUGAAACCAGUUAUUCCUAGCACAGUUGAAGUGGAAGAACAGUGAUCUCAAAGGAGAGGGUAGGAAAUUAUCAGUUACAAGAUCAGCUGUGGCCAUAUUUUAAAGUUAAAGCUGGAAUAGUAGGAGGCAGACCAAACACUGAAUUUCCUUGAAACCAGGAAAGAACGGAAAGAACUGAAUCCAAAGUGGUUGGAGAAAAUGUCCUCCACAAUUAUAAGAGAGAUUAUGAAAAAGUUUGAGAUUUAUUUAGAACAUUGUAGAAUUGAUAGACACAGAAUACAGCAAAGCAACCAUUUACGUGGAUUGCAUGUACAUUACUGAAUAAGGAAGAUGAUGGGUGGUGUUGAACUCAAAUGGGAGCAAUUAAAUACAUUGACCAGCAAGAAUUUGCUUUGUCACCUUGAAUGUAACAGUCAGCAAUCAAAUUAAUGUAGCCAGUGGUCAUUCAUUUGAACACAACGAUAUAAAAGGUCAGAUGAAUAGUUAGAUUGACAAAGAUAUCAAAUAUGCUGACCAAAAUCAUUUGUAAGCUGUUAUGUUAUCGCUAUGCAGCAGUGAGACUGAAUUCAAAUAAUGCAGAAUUUGAAGUUGAAUAAUCAGUAAAUGAAGAGGCUCAAGAAGACAUGUUUACCUGUGAUAUUUUUAACUUACAUGAUGUUCAGUGUCCUUCAUGUUGUUGUAUUAUUUAGAUGAGUAGAUUUAAUCUGGACCCCAGUAUGCACACAAUUUGGCACAUUUAGUGCCGCAUUUCAAGAUUCAAGUACUUCUCUGUGAUGGGAAUAUAUACAGGAGUGGAUUGAGGCGGUCUUCUGGGUCUUCCGAAAGACAGUCAGAUUUUCAAGUUUACAUUGACCGGUAUCUUUUUUUUUCUGUUGGAAGACGGUCAAAAAUGGAGGAUGGAUCAACGAAGAUGGUUUGGAAGACAGUCAGAAGAUAGCUCUGGAUCCAUCCCUGAUAUUUAUUUAUAGCCCUAGUGUAGUUCACUGUGGCUGCAAGAUAGUAUAUGCUGUGAUUCUGAGAAGUAAUACACAGGACAUAUUGUUACUGAUCAUAGCUUUCUUUUUGUAUUAGUGAUUUCAGCUACAUUAAGCAGAUGUGAUAAACUAACACCAAUACUGGUCACCUCUCCCCCCACCCCAACUCUAGAUGUUUAUGAGACAUUGAUUAUCUGAAAUAUACAAAAUGUGAGCUUUUUUUGUUUGGAUGAGAACAGUAAGCUGUUGCCAAUCCAAGUCCUGUUUUAUGUGGAAUAGUAGAAUGCUCAUUGUUGUGACAAAAUAAUUGUGCCAAAGCAAUAAAAUUAAAUUGUAAAUUCUUCCUAUCUUCAGUCCUUUAAUAUUAGCCAACAAGAGUAAAAUGUUCAAAGCCACAGUUACUGUGAUUAAUUAAAUGAUUUUUAAUAACAAGUGAAUCCCCCCCACACAAAAAUAAUUAAACUAGAUGGUUAUAAAUAGUUCAUCAUUGAUAUGUAGAUGUGUACUUACACAUAUUUGUUGCUACUCAGUUAUGCUGGUGAUAAUCCAUAUGGUGUUUAUUAAACAGCAAAAUUUUUUGUACAUGGGAGUUUUGGGCAAACUAAUUCCCUCAAAGUAGUUGCCCCAUAUUACAACAUUAGAUUUUUUUUUUACUCAUUCCAAAACCGAAAAGUACACCAAAAAACUAACUCACCAGUAAAUCUGAUGAUUUUGUUCAAAAGUUGAAUAAACUACUAUUAAAAGAUAAAUUUUGUUUGAAAGUUGAAUAACUACUAUCAAAAGAUAAUAAUGUUUGUAGCAUCUUACCAUUGAAUUUCAUGAUGUUUUUCACACUUGUCAAUGUUAGGACUUGAUUUUAUCCUUGCCAAAAUUGAUUAUCCGCAAUUCUCGUAAAACGAGCUUUAGUACAUAGACACAGGGUCAGUUGAGACUUGUGCUAUAUUGUUAUUAAUUUGAAGGACAGACUGUACACUUUGCCUUUUUAAGUAAAAAAUAUAUCUGGGUGUUUUAAUUAUUUGUUAUUUUAUUGAACAUCGAUUCUCGAGCAUUAAGUAAAAAGCUAACUUGAUAAAAAUGUCUUAUAACGGCAGUGUUUGCUUGUAUAAGUGAAUUAAGUUGAUGAAAUAGGCAAUCAGUAAAGCUAAUAAAUUGUCAAUUUUAUUGAAAUGAA
Lingula anatina is the source of this 7463-nucleotide messenger RNA. RefSeq names its product rapamycin-insensitive companion of mTOR. Lineage: Eukaryota; Metazoa; Brachiopoda; Lingulata; Lingulida; Lingulidae. Gene Ontology annotation, biological process: TORC2 signaling; positive regulation of phosphatidylinositol 3-kinase/protein kinase B signal transduction. The record is from RefSeq and is a predicted model, not a curated record. Gene Ontology annotation, molecular function: protein serine/threonine kinase activator activity. Gene Ontology annotation, cellular component: TORC2 complex.